AUGAAUUGCCUAGUUUGGAAUAUUCGGGGGAUUGGCAAAGGAGAAAAAUCUUUAUCCAUUAGAUCACUUGUAAAAAAGAAAAAGAUUUCAUUUAUGGGGUUGGUGGAAAGAAAGCAUAGAAAGCCUUUUCAAUCCAGACUAAAAAGAUUAUGGGGAAAUGAUGAAUAUGACUUUUGUGAAAUUUUUGCCUCAAACACAAAUAGUGGUGGAAUAAUUGCUGUUUGGGACAAACAAUCUUUUAAUGCAUCGGUGAAACAUACGGGAUGUAGAUGGGUCUUGAUAGAGGGGUGUAUCAAAAACUACAACUUUGAAUGCUGCGUUGGGGUGAUCUACGGGCAUAAUGAUAGGCUGGGAAGAUUGGCUAUGUUUGAUGAGAUUAAAGCCAAGGUGGUGAAUAUCAACAAACCAAUCCUUUUAAUGGGAGAUUUUAAUGUCAUUUUGCACUCAGGAGAAAGAACAGGAGCUGUCACAUGUGCCCGUAGUAUGAGACAUUUCUCGAAGUGGAUCAACGAAUUAAGGCUUCUUGACAUUCCGCUUCAUGGUGUGAGAUUUACCUGGCGUCGAAAUGAGUCCAAAAGCAGACUGGAUAGAGCUCUGUGUGAUCAUGAAUGGCUGAGAAAAUUCCCGAAUAUGAACUUGAUGGGCUUAUGUAGAAGCUUCUCGGAUCAUAACCCCUGCUCUUAUUGA
This is a messenger RNA of Amaranthus tricolor (Joseph's coat), 687 nucleotides long. RefSeq lists its product as uncharacterized. Gene Ontology annotation, molecular function: catalytic activity. The record is from RefSeq and is a predicted model, not a curated record. Bases 1 to 687 code for a protein of 228 amino acids. The transcript has a single exon. Lineage: Eukaryota; Viridiplantae; Streptophyta; Magnoliopsida; Caryophyllales; Amaranthaceae.